Molecule: messenger RNA, 1297 nt
Organism: Drosophila hydei
Lineage: Eukaryota; Metazoa; Arthropoda; Insecta; Diptera; Drosophilidae
Gene: Tcs4
Product: probable tRNA N6-adenosine threonylcarbamoyltransferase, mitochondrial
Exons: 2
Coding region: 59-1276 (405 amino acids)
Biological process (GO): tRNA threonylcarbamoyladenosine modification
Cellular component (GO): mitochondrion
Source: RefSeq, a predicted model, not a curated record
CACAAUAUGUACCAUGUGUUGUUGUUAUUUUAUUUAAAAGCCGGUAAAUUCGUGUGUUAUGUAUGCUGCCGCAUUGCAACUACCUAAAUGUCCAGCUGCAGCCAGUCGAUUGGGCAAACGUUUGGUCAGCUAUAUGCUGGGCAUCGAAACGUCCUGCGAUGACACCGGCAUAGCCAUAGUGGAUACAACAGGUCGAGUGCACGCCAAUGUGCUUGAAUCCCAGCAAAAGUUUCACACGCGCUACGGAGGCAUUAUACCACCACGUGCUCAGGAUCUACAUCGGACGCGCAUUUCAGCUGCUUAUGAGCGUUGCUUGGAAGAAGCACAACUGCAACCGGAGCAGCUGGCGGGGAUUGCGGUGACCACACAACCAGGCCUGCCAUUGAGCUUAAUUGUGGGUCUGCGCUUUGCCCGCCAUUUGGCACGGCGUCAUCGUAAGCCCAUGUUGCCCGUACAUCACAUGGAGGCUCAUGCGUUGCAGGCGCGCAUGGAGCAUCCAAAUGAAAUAAGUUAUCCAUAUCUUUGCCUGCUCAUUAGCGGUGGCCACAGUCAGUUAGCGAUGGUUUAUGGACCUGGUAGGCUAACGCUGCUCGGCGAAACACUGGACGAUGCACCAGGAGAGGCAUUCGAUAAGAUUGCACGACGUCUGCGCCUCUAUGUGCUGCCUCAGUAUAGAUUGUGGAAUGGCGGUCGGGCCAUCGAGCAUGCUGCUCGAAAUGCCGAAAACCCAACGGCGUUUGAGUUUCCGUUGCCAUUGUCGCAGCAACGCAAUUGCAAUUUCAGCUUUGCGGGUAUCAAGAACAAUUCCUUUCGUGCCAUUCGCAAACGGGAGCGGGAGGAGCGAACACCCCCAGAUGGCAUCAUUAGCAACUAUCGUGAUUUCUGUGCAGGUCUGCAGAAUGCCGUCAGUCGUCAUCUAAUGCAUCGCACACAGCGCGCUUUGGAAUACUGUUUGGAGCGGCAACUCUUUGGUUCUGCGCCGCCCACACUUGUCGUCUCAGGGGGUGUGGCCAACAAUGAUGCCAUCUUCGAGAAUCUGAAUCAUUUGGCUAGUGCCUACAAUUGUCGCUGCUAUCGACCGUCGAAGCUCUAUUGCUCAGAUAAUGGAGUCAUGAUUGCCUGGCAUGGCAUCGAACAACUAGUUCAAGAUCGAGACCAGAGCCUCCGGCUGGAUAUUGACAAUAUAGACAUAGCAGGCAGUGCAGGAUUUCAACAGUCGAUGGUUGCCGACGUGGAACUGGCGGCCAUCAAAUGCAAAUGGAUAAAAACACUGUAGCCAAAUGGACUGUACUCUACA